Molecule: messenger RNA, 303 nt
Organism: Paramuricea clavata
Lineage: Eukaryota; Metazoa; Cnidaria; Anthozoa; Malacalcyonacea; Plexauridae
Source: the annotation of a GenBank genome assembly
AUGAACAUUAAGCCAAUAUAUAACGAGCGAGAUGUACGUCGACUACGAGAAUUGUACCAUGCCUGUGAGAGAAACCGCCGAGGUUCGAAAACCCUGGGAGUGGAUGAAAGUUCCUAUGCUACGAUUGUCCUUCCAGAAAUACUCGACAAGCUGCCGGAAUCCUUUCGUUUAACGAUAACUCGUGGGGCAUGUGGAUCAGACUUUCUACAUUGGACGAUGAAGGAUAUUUUAGAAGCGCUUCUAGAUGAAAUUGAAUUACUCGAAGCACUCGAAUCAUCUACGAUGAACACGUCAAAACAAUAA